AUGGGAGCCUGUGCGAGCACACCUAAGGAAUCUGACAUCGUUGAAGGCUCUGCACCAACUGAAAAUGUUGUAGUUGAGUCCAAGGAUGUCACGACCGAGACAGAUACAACAUUAACUGAGGAGAAGAAGGAAGAGUCUAGUGAAGAGGCAAAGAAAGAAGGUGAGACAAAAGAGGACUCCUCUGAGGAAACCAAGGCCGAGCCAACUCCAGAAGCUGCAGAAGCUGAGAAGGCAGAUGAGAAAGCUCCUACUGAGACUGAGACACAAACACAAGAGACCGCACCUGCUAAAGCCGAUGAGGCGCCUCUUGUGAUUCUUUGA
Molecule: messenger RNA, 321 nt
Organism: Eruca vesicaria subsp. sativa (arugula)
Lineage: Eukaryota; Viridiplantae; Streptophyta; Magnoliopsida; Brassicales; Brassicaceae
Source: the annotation of a GenBank genome assembly